Molecule: messenger RNA, 1413 nt
Organism: Eimeria acervulina
Lineage: Eukaryota; Apicomplexa; Conoidasida; Eucoccidiorida; Eimeriidae
Exons: 2
Coding region: 1-1413 (470 amino acids)
Source: RefSeq, a predicted model, not a curated record
AUGCUGGGUAGACGGCGUUACUGCCGUUAUCGCUGCACUCCUCCGCCUGUCCCUGAAAGAUGGAUCUCCACACUCGACCAGAAUGGUACGAGUGAGUUGUUGGAGCUGCUUGAGCAAGAAGAGAUGCAGCAGCGUGAGGAGACAGGAGCAUUAUUAGAGUUGCUGCAGCGGCAGCGCCGAGACAUUCGUUUGUUGCAGCAGCAGCAGCAGCAGCUGCAGCAGCAGCUUGAGGAGACGCAGGCAACGUUGAACGACCAGAGACAGCAGAAUCAGCAGCUGAGGAGACAGCUGCUGGUUAUUAGAAAGCUAAGAAGCAGCGAGAAGCAAAAGGUAAUAAGCAAUCUAAAGCAAGCAGAGACGCAGCUGCAGCAAGACCUCGACUUCUUCUUCUCUCAGGGGCCCCCAGAAGCAGCAGCAGCAGGCACCCAGAGCUUCUUUGAACCUCCCCUCACACUGCAGCAGACGCAAGCAGCAGCGGAGCUGUUGCGGCAGCGCCAGCAGCUGCAGCAGCAGCAGCAACAACAACAGCAGCAGCAGAAUUGGUCUAGUUCUGCUGCUUCAUCACCGCUAGCUAGCAGGGGGCUGCUGGGGGCCCCCCAGGGGGCCCCCCCUCAAACCUUUUCAAACUUGGGGGCCCCCUCAGCAGCAGCAGCGAAGCUGCCGAACAUUUUGCUGCCUCCGACGUCUACUCUAAGGGGGGGCCCCACACCAGCAGGGGGCCCCCAGCAGCAGCAGCAGCAGCAGCAGCUGCAGCAGCAGCUUAAGGCAAAGCCCCCUUUAAAAGGGCCCCCAGCAAUGAAGCAUGCAAUGCUCGCUCUCGGUAGCAGCAAAACUCCGGGGGCCCCCUCUCUUUUAGCUGCUAAUGGGGGGCCCUCCAACGGGGGCCCCUUAGCUCCCACUAGUGCAGCAGCAGCAGCAGCAGCAGCAGCAGCAGCAGCAACAGGGAAUGGAGAGACAGCAGCAGCAAACAACGCAGCAAAACCCCCUUCUUCUCUGUCUCCUAGCUUCCCUCUCUCCUCACAAUACAACGGACGAGCAGCCGUUGGGGGCCCCCUAAGGGGACCCCUAGGGGGGCCCCCAGGGGGCCCCUCAGGGGCCCCUGGGUUGCUGUCGCCGGGUAUAACUGCUGCUGCUGCAAACUCAAAACCUGCAGCAGCAGCAACCUAUGGUGCUCUGUUAGACGUACCUAAAGGGAUUCCAAGGGGGCCCCCCCCGGGGGCCCCUAAAAGCAUUACUAAAGCAGCUGCUGAUUUAGGUAUAGGCAGCCCCAGCCUAAAGGGGGCCCCUAAAGCUGCUGCUGCUGCUGCUACUGCUGCCUCAGGGGCCCCCAAGGGGACCCUCUUGGGGGCCCCCACGACAGCUGGGGCCGCACCAACAACGCACAUUGCAGGCCUCACACGCCUCUCAGAAUAG